Messenger RNA from Mya arenaria, 929 nucleotides. RefSeq lists its product as uncharacterized. The record is from RefSeq and is a predicted model, not a curated record. The transcript has 6 exons. NCBI's taxonomy places the organism in Eukaryota, Metazoa, Mollusca, Bivalvia, Myida, Myidae. Bases 312 to 728 code for a protein of 138 amino acids.
GAACGGUUUGGAACGUAUGAGGAUGAAAUUGUCGGUGUUGGAGCGCACUAUGACACCGUAACUAUCACAAAAGGGGUUGACGACAAUGGGUCCGGUGUAACGGCAAUGUUGGAGUCUCUCAGACAAAUCGCUGCGGGCAACAAAGGUGGCAAACGCCGCAAGAAUACCAUCAUCUACAUGGCAUUCGACUACUCGGAUUACAGGCUCACCGGCAGCCGUUUUGCAAUUUCACAAUGGUUUAUGCCCUGGUUAACGCGAAACUAUGGGCAACAUGUGGAGUCACUCAAGCCAAAUGGAAUUAUCGUUCUUGAAUGAACUAUAAUUAUUCUGCAGGAUCACAGAUGAUCCCACAGGAGUAUGUGCAGAACUUCCAGGAUUAUUUUCCAGAAACUUAUUCGAGUAUCAAGUCAAACCAGUUCAGGGGAGAUUUUCUAGCAACUAUCUUCAGGCAGAAUCGUGAUGGACAUCUUGCGUCUACUUUCAACAGCGAGUGGCUUGGCGAAUCCCAACCUGAAUUCGAAAUAGAGAAGUUUGGGAUUCCUUCCCGGGGUGUGAAUGACGACAUUUGGGAAGCAUUUGGCAACUUCUGCCGUAGUGAUCAACUUAACUUCUGGAAAACAAUCAUACCAGCUAUCUUAAUCACGGACUCUGGCACUAGUGGAGCAUCCACUGUUGGUGACUUCAAUUUCAUUUUGUGGCUUUCGAUUGGAUUUAUUAUGAUGCUUUGAAUUUAAGUAUGUGAAUAUGCGAAAACAAUCUGAUUCUGUUGCAUAUGCCACAUGUUGAAUAUACGAACGGAACGACGAUCGGAACUUUCCUUACAGUCUGGCUUAAUUUUGUAUCUAUUUCAUUCAAUAAAUAUGUGUUCCUUGCCUUUAUUAAAUUGAUACAGAACCAAUCAAUGUUAAUCUUGCAUUAAGUAAAGAAAA